AUGGGAGCCUGGUCACCUGCCUCUCACCGCCUCUAUCCCAAACGCUUCAAGGAAGUGGUACGGCUGCUGUUGCUGGGGCACUACUCUACUGAGCAGUGGGAUUACACUGCGACCGACAGCCACAGCAGCCAGGCACAGUCUGACAGCAGGUACCUGUGGUUGCUUCCCCUCGAAGUGUUGCUUCAGAUCGUUGGACAUGCAUCUACACCACUUUCUGUGUGGAUUAGUGAUGCAUAG
This is a messenger RNA of Closterium sp. Naga37s-1, 237 nucleotides long. NCBI's taxonomy places the organism in Eukaryota, Viridiplantae, Streptophyta, Zygnematophyceae, Desmidiales, Closteriaceae. The record is from the annotation of a GenBank genome assembly.